CAAUGCGGAUCAACUCACGUUUCUUGACGUUGAGCGUUCUUGUUUUUAAAAGUAUCCAACCAAAACGACGUUUGCGCUUUCAAGCAAUGUACAGCCUCGUGCGAACAGACGAACAGCGAACUGUAACCAGCUUUCAUCCAAUAAUAACAGCUUUUUAACAGCUUUACUUUAGCUGUGAUAAGAUUAAACGUCUGGAGGAGAUAUCCGGCGCCAUAUGGUUAAGUAAACUAUUGCAUCACAUCUGUUAUGGAUGAAGAAGGUAUUUCCUCCUUGACUGACAUUUGCGUGACCUGGAUUUGCCAUAAUGUGGAAGUACUUUGUGUUUCACAAAAAGACGGCUCGCUGCAGAUCCGCCACUGCCCUUUGUUUCCUCAAGAACUGGCCGACCAGCUACUGCACAAACUGGCUGAUGAGGGGGUCCUCGAUGACAAAACCGUGGGCAUUUUUCAGAAUCUGGAAGCUCUGCGGUUGAGACGAGCAUACAUCCGGUCCUCACGUGUCUCGGCCGAGGCCUUCAGACUGUCCCUGUGUCCUCACAAACUGCAGGAACUAAAUGCUUCCCAUAUUCAUAGUGACAUUACCAUCUCAGACAUUCUCCAUAAUCUUUCCUCCAACAAAGACUGCAGACAAGGCCUUCAUACACUGCUCAUGAAUGGCUUAAAUCUGUACGGUGAAACAGGUGAGCUCGGUCAGGCCAGAUUUAGCGCUCUCCGGGGCUUGAAGAAUCUCUCCGUAGCCUGGACGGAUCUGGAUGACACAGGACUAGAAGAUAUCUGCUCCCUGCCCAUGCUGGAGAGCUUGGAUGUCUCUGGUGCAAACAUCACAGAUCUAACGCCGCUGCUGAACUGUCAGUCAAGGCUUAGAUCACUGACUGUUCAUGGACUACAAAAGUUGGAGAUGUCAACCGCCAGCCUGCUCUCGGUGCUGGACAAGCUGCACGUGUUGAGACAUCUGGACAUCUCCAACGACAGACUGGUAACGGAUGUAGACAGUCUGGUCCAGCAGCUUCUGGAGCGGCCAGGCAUUCUUCCUCACCUUGUGUCCUUGGAUGUGUCUGGCUGGAAGGGAGUCGGCGAUGCUGCUGUUCAGGCAUUCAUGGAGGCGAGACCGGGUAUGAGAUUCAUUGGACUGCUGGCCACAGGUGCGGACGGCUCUGAGCUGAUGUCGACAGGUGGAGAUCUGAAGGUGGCUGGAGAGGCAAACCUGAGUCAAGUGUGUGAGGCCUUGAGGAGAUACAGUGAGCAAGAAAGUCUCUUACGGGAGGUUCUCGUUCAUCUCUACAAGUACACCAGUGAGAUGGAGCGAUCUCAACCAGACAUUUUAAAGCUGGUUUCAGAUGGAAUGAGACACCACACGGAUUCUCUGCAUGUUCAGCUUGUUGCCACUGCGUGUGUUUUUAACCUCACCACACUGGAACUGGUGCAGGGAAUGCCCUUACAUCUGCUGGAAACUGUAGUUCAGCAACUGCUCACAGCCGUGAAGAACUUUCCGAACUAUGAGCAGUUACAGAAGAAUUGUCUGCUGACCUUGUGCAGUGACCAUAUCUUACAGGUUGUCCCAUUUGAUAGAUAUGAGGCCACUAAACUGAUGAUGAUGCUCCUGGAGAAUCAUGAAGAUCAGACACUGCAGAGAAUGGCGGUGGCUGUUGUCUCCAUACUGGUGGCGAAGCUGAGUACAGAAGAGAUCUCAGAGCUGGGUGCAGAGGUAUUUAUCAUGAAGCUACAGCAGUUGCUCAGUAUUGUCCAGCAGAAGGCCUCACUGGGUGUUGUGGACUCCACUCUGAAGUUCGCAUUGAGCGCUCUGUGGAACCUGACCGACGAGACGCCCACCGCCUGCCGUCAUUUCAUCCAGUGUAAAGGAGUGGAGCUCUAUAUGGAGCUGCUGGAGUCUUACUUCUCUGAGUCCUCCAUCCAGCAAAAGCUCCUUGGCCUUCUGAAUAAUGUAGCAGAGGUGGAGGAGCUGCGGGUGGAGCUGCAGGAUGAAGAGCUGGUAGAGCACUUACUCACUCUCUUGAUCAACCCUGCGGUGGACGUGGACGUCAGUUACUUCGCUGGGGGAAUCCUGGCUCACCUCGCCUCCGGCAUGGGACCCGUGUGGGGUCUGGAUGCUGAGCUGCACCGCACCGUGUUGGACAAACUGCACUCCUCUAUCUUGACAUGGAGCUUUCCACAGCGCGAGAUGGUUUCUUAUCGGACGUUGCAGCCCUUCUAUCAGUUGUUACAGGUGUCUCAGUAUUCUGGUGUUCAGCUCUGGGCUCUGUGGGCCGUACAGCUCGUGUGCAGUCAGAACGCUGCUCAGUACUGCAGUAUGCUCCACACUGAAAGAGGAACAGAUAUACUGAAGGUCCUGAGUUCUCAUCCGAACACGCACAGUGACGUCAAGAGCCUGGUGGACAAUAUCCUAACAAUGCUGGAGCAGUAUCUUCAUCUUGUAGGUCCAGGAUCGAAACACCCCGCUAAUGUCCCGGGCGUUUCAUAAAGCAGCAUAAAGUUAGCAAACUAUUAUGAAAAUUAGAGGAAUUGGCCUCGACAACUGACCUCCAGCUGCUGUGUAGCAUGAGACAUCAGUAAAACACUGAACAUUCACCUGAUUGCUCAAAAAUGCACUGAGAGCAUAGAGAAGAUGCUGUUUAAAUGGGACAUGCCAAUAUAUAUACACCUAAAAGAGACAUUUUAAAUCUCUGAAUGUAUAUGUGAUUCAUUUCUGGCCAUUAGUUGGAACUAAGCCAACAAGAGACUUCUCAAGCACCUAAAGGAUGUCAAAACCUUAAACACAGUGAAAGAAUAAAGGUUUUUAGUCACAAUCUGGGGUCCCUUAGAAGCCACACUGACAGAGCUUGAUAAGACUGUUGAUAAAAAUAUAGCUGCAAGCUGCAAUUACUGGGGUUUGAGCGGUUUAAAGCAUUUGAGGCAUCUUUGCCGUUGUCGACUACGCUCAUCUAUCAGAAAGGUUUUAAACAAUAAUUUAAAGGCAUAAAGUGUUUGAUAAAACAUCCUGUUCAAGUCAGCAAGGGACUGUAGCAUUUCAGUCAAUAUACAGUAGACUACACCAAUACACAGGACUGUAAACAGCCUAUACUGUAUGUGCAUGGAACAUGGAAAAGACACUUCGCAGACCACCACCUGAAUCAUUGUAAUGGCAGAGGACAAUCGGCUCCCCAGAUGUGCUGCAAAAGGAGAAAUGGGUGUGGUCACAGUAAUUGUUAUUAACAUACUUUUUUUGGUGCCGGGGACAAGUGGAAAUAAGCAUAUCUCUUUAUGAUGUAAAACAUAACUUUUGAUUUAUUAUUAGUUAGUGGUUUAUUAAUCAAGCAAUUAUUAAUCAAAAUUUGCAUGAUGUCCGACAAACCUUGUAUUUGGAGCAAGUUGGGACCCGGUAAGGACACAGGUUGCAUGUCACUAUGUUGCACGUAUGCAAAGUUUUUUUUCUUACGGUGGGUGACAGCUGAAGCUGAAUGAGGAAUUUAAACAGACUCAUGCCUGUCAAACAGACUUUAAAUCCGCAUCUCGGGCACGCUUGGCAAUCAAACUGCGUUCUGUGCCUGAGCAACAAACAAGAAAUACUCAAAACAUUUUUCUAAACUAACGUAAUAAAGAAAGGAAAUCCG
This is a messenger RNA of Triplophysa rosa, 3607 nucleotides long. RefSeq names its product zyg-11 family member, cell cycle regulator, like (gene zyg11l). NCBI's taxonomy places the organism in Eukaryota, Metazoa, Chordata, Actinopteri, Cypriniformes, Nemacheilidae. Gene Ontology annotation, cellular component: Cul2-RING ubiquitin ligase complex. Bases 247 to 2478 code for a protein of 743 amino acids. The record is from RefSeq and is a predicted model, not a curated record. The transcript has 15 exons.